Molecule: messenger RNA, 2255 nt
Organism: Elephantulus edwardii (Cape elephant shrew)
Lineage: Eukaryota; Metazoa; Chordata; Mammalia; Macroscelidea; Macroscelididae
Gene: USP44
Product: ubiquitin specific peptidase 44
Exons: 6
Coding region: 123-2255 (710 amino acids)
Biological process (GO): protein deubiquitination
Cellular component (GO): cytoplasm
Molecular function (GO): cysteine-type deubiquitinase activity; zinc ion binding
Source: RefSeq, a predicted model, not a curated record
CGGGGGCCUGGGGGUCGGGGGAACCCUAAGAUGGCCGCUUCAGCACGGGCUGUUUUCAGAUGCUUUAAAUGCUGUGAACAGAGGCUUGCUUGGAUUCUGCAAUUCUCAGCUAGACAAAAUAAAUGCUAACAAUGGAUAAGUGCAAACACGUUGGGCAGUUGAGGCUUGCUCAAGAUCACUCCAUACUCAACCCUCAGAAAUGGCAUUGUGUGGACUGCAAUACAACUGAGUCCAUUUGGGCUUGCCUUAGCUGUGCUCAUGUUGCCUGUGGAAGAUAUAUUGAAGAGCAUGCGCUCAAGCACUUUCAAGACAGCAGUCAUCCUGUUGCAUUGGAGGUGAAUGAGAUGUAUGUUUUCUGUUAUGUUUGUGAUGAUUAUGUUCUUAACGAUAAUGCAGCUGGAGACCUGAAAUUACUACGAAGUACAUUAAGUGCAAUCAAAAGUCAAAAUUAUCACUUCACUACUCGCAGUGGAAGAAUUUUACGGUCUAUGAGUACAAAUGAUGAUGAUUAUUUCUUACAUGAUGGAAGGCAAUCCCUGCUUCAAAAUGAAGAUCAAAUGUAUACUGCUCUUUGGCACAGGAGAAGGAUGCUAAUGAGUAAAAUCUUUCGAUUUUGGUUUGACCAGUUACCCAUUGAGAAAAAAAAGCAAGAGCAAGUUCAGGAAAAAGUCACAGCAAAAAGAGAAGUAAAGAAAAGACGGCAAGAAUUUGAGCACCAAAUGAAAGGAGAAUUGGAAAUUGUGUCACCAAGAAAGAGUUUGCGUUUGCAAAGUGUAACACCGUCAACCACAGUAGAAAUAAUUCCUGUUCAAGUCCUGCCACAAACGCCGCCAUCACCAGCAAAAGAUAAUAUAGUGUCUACCUUAGAAUUUGUAGAAUUUAGAAAUGUCAGUGACUCCUCAGUCAAACGAAAGCCUCUUGUAACUCCUGGUGUGACGGGAUUGAGAAAUUUGGGAAAUACUUGCUAUAUGAAUUCUGUUCUUCAAGUUUUGAGUCAUUUACUUAUUUUUCGCCAAUGUUUUCUAAAGCUUGAUCUGAACCAGUGGCUGGCAGUGACUGCUAGUGAUAAGACCAGAGCUGCUUACACGCCUUUAUCAGUCACAGAUACCAUGUUUCAAAUAAAUGAAUGCCAGGGAAAAGAGACAGGUUCUAGUGGCUCCAGACCUCCAAGUUUAUCAGAACUAAGUGGUGGUACAUCAAAAAUUAGAAAGAUGGAACUUAUUCAGCCAAGGGCGCCCAGUUCACAGUAUAUUUCUCUUUGUCAUGAAUUGCAUACUUUGUUCCAAGUCAUGUGGUCUGGAAAGUGGGCCUUGGUCUCACCAUUUGCUAUGCUGCACUCAGUAUGGAGACUGAUCCCUGCCUUUCGGGGUUAUGCCCAGCAAGAUGCUCAGGAAUUUCUUUGUGAACUUUUGGACAAAAUACAACAUGAACUAGAGACGACUGAUACGAGGUUCCCAGCUCUUCUCCCUACUUCUCAAGGGAAACUCAUCAAACAGGUUCUGAAUGUUGUGAACAACAUUUUUCAUGGACAACUUCUGAGUCAGGUUACAUGUCUUGCGUGUGACAGUAAGUCAAAUACCAUAGAACCCUUCUGGGAUCUGUCACUGGAAUUUCCAGAAAGAUACCAGUGUAGUGGAAAAGAUUCUGCUUCUCAGCCAUGCCUUGUUACUGAAAUGCUGGCCAAAUUCACAGAAACUGAAGCUUUAGAGGGAAAAAUCUACAUAUGUGACCAGUGUAACUCAAAGCGGAGGAAGUUUUCCUCAAAGCCAGUUAUACUCACAGAGGCCCAGAAACAGCUAAUGAUAUGCCAUCUACCUCAGGUUCUCAGACUGCAUCUCAAACGAUUCAGGUGGUCGGGACGAAAUAACCGAGAAAAGAUUGGUGUUCAUGUUGGCUUUGAGGAAAUUUUAAACAUGGAGCCCUAUUGCUGCAAGGAGACUCUUAAAUCCCUCAGACCAGAAUGUUUUAUCUACGAUUUAUCUGCUGUUGUCAUGCACCAUGGCAAAGGAUUUGGCUCUGGACACUACACUGCCUACUGCUAUAAUUCUGAAGGAGGGUUCUGGGUACACUGCAAUGAUUCCAAGUUAAGUAUGUGUACCAUGGAUGAAGUAUGCAAGGCCCAAGCUUAUAUCCUGUUUUAUACCCAGCGAAUUACUGAGAAUGGACAUUCUAAAAUCUUGCCUCCAGAGCUCCUACCUGGUAGCCAACAUCCCAGUAAAGAAGCUGAUGACUGUAAUAAUGAAACCUCUAGCUGA